GUAAUUGUUAUAUCGUUUGAAGGCAUUUGGUAAUAACAGACGAAUCUGACGGAGUAAAGAUCUCUCAGAAACGCAGAGAGCGAUCGCAGAGGGGAAAGCGAAGAUGCUGCUCGCAGUUCUCUUCUCCAAUUCGGAAGGCAACAUUCUCGUCGAACGUUUUCAUGGAGUUCCAGCUGAGGAGCGUCUGCAUUGGAGAUCUUUCUUAGUCAAGCUGGGAGCAGAUAAUCUUAAAGGUGCCAAAAAUGAAGAACUCUUUGUUGCUUCACACAAGUCAGUUUAUAUUGUUUACACGGUGCUUGGAGAUGUCUGCAUCUAUGUUGUUGGCAAGGACGAGUAUGAUGAGCUUGCUUUGGCAGAGGCACUCUUGGUUAUAACCUCAUCUGUUAAGGAUGUUUGUGGAAAACCUCCAACUGAGCGCCUGUUUCUCGACAAGUACGGAAGGAUAUGCUUGUGUCUGGAUGAAAUUGUUUUGAAGGGAUUACUGGAGAACACGGAGAAAGAUAGAAUCAAAAGACUGAUAAGGUUAAAGCCACCUACAGAGAUCUGAGAAAGCUUCUUUCCAUCUAUCUACUGCUGACAACAUCAAGUUUGUAGCAUGUAACACAUUCCUCGCAUUUCUGUGCAUUCCUUAUCCGAUAACAAAGCUUUGUAUAUUUAUACUGUGCUGCUGUUCUAUUAAAUAGCAAUCACUAUAAAUUCUCUGUUGCUGAUGAAUAUCUUUUAGCCUUGGAUCUGUAAGAUUUUUUCCUGAUGAUUUAAUUACAUGUGCUUGAUUUGGACCCAUGCUUUGGAAUUGUUGUAUUCUAUUCUUAGGACCUAAUGAUAUGAAGAUUUAGUGAGUUCCACUACAAGU
Molecule: messenger RNA, 853 nt
Organism: Telopea speciosissima
Lineage: Eukaryota; Viridiplantae; Streptophyta; Magnoliopsida; Proteales; Proteaceae
Product: TSET complex member tstD
Exons: 5
Coding region: 104-547 (147 amino acids)
Biological process (GO): intracellular protein transport; retrograde vesicle-mediated transport, Golgi to endoplasmic reticulum; intra-Golgi vesicle-mediated transport
Cellular component (GO): COPI vesicle coat
Source: RefSeq, a predicted model, not a curated record